Messenger RNA from Staurois parvus, 235 nucleotides. NCBI's taxonomy places the organism in Eukaryota, Metazoa, Chordata, Amphibia, Anura, Ranidae. The record is from the annotation of a GenBank genome assembly.
AAUGAUUGCUUUUACAGCCCUCCAAAAAAGCCUAUAAAAAGAGUCUGUGCUCUGUGUCUUUUAUAAAUGUAGUUGACAUGCUGUGAUUGGCUACAGCUAAUCACAUGGUACAGGGUGUCAGGUACCAUGUGAUAGCUGUGGGCCAAUCACAGCUUCACAACAGUAAGCAAGCAGUCAUGACUGUUUUGUUUACAUUGUAAUCAUGUGAUCACUGUAAUUGAUCAUGAUACCUCAA